Molecule: messenger RNA, 1674 nt
Organism: Hibiscus syriacus
Lineage: Eukaryota; Viridiplantae; Streptophyta; Magnoliopsida; Malvales; Malvaceae
Product: transcription factor bHLH122-like
Exons: 6
Coding region: 222-1472 (416 amino acids)
Biological process (GO): regulation of transcription by RNA polymerase II
Cellular component (GO): nucleus
Molecular function (GO): DNA-binding transcription factor activity, RNA polymerase II-specific; protein dimerization activity; RNA polymerase II cis-regulatory region sequence-specific DNA binding
Source: RefSeq, a predicted model, not a curated record
AUCCACACAAAGUAGUUUCAUAUUUCUUGGUGUUCUCUUUGUUGUAUUAGAUGAAGCUUUCCGAGAAAAGUUUUUCUGGAGCUACUUUCUUGGGAAACAAGCAGAGGCUUUGGUUAUUCCUAAUUGGGCCCUUCGACUCUGAAUUGAAAUCUCCUGACAACAGGAAAAUUAGUUACUGAUUUGGGGGUUUUACAAUUAUUUGUGAAAUUGUGAAGGAAGAAAUGGAGUCAGAUCUUCAACUCUACCAUCAUCAUCAUAUUGAUUAUCAUCAACGUCAACACAAUCAGAGGCAUAUGAACUCUGGGUUGACGAGGUACCAAUCUGCACCGAGUUCGUAUUUUUCCAACAUCUUGGACUGGGAUUUCUGCCGAGAGAUUCUAAAUCAGCCUUCCAGUCCAGAAACAGAACGAAUUAUCGCGAAGUUUUUGUCUUGCGGCGAUGACGCUGCUGGUGGUAGCGGUGAUGCUAAUACAGAGAAGAUUCCAGAGCAGAAUGUUUGCAACAUAACGCCGACUUCUCCUGUUAGAGACACAACAGUGAAAAUCGAGCCGCAAACGCAUGUUAUGACGCCAAUGGAUGAUCAAACAGGGGUUUUGCAGCAGCAGCAGGCGAAUUAUUCCCCUGUUCCCCAUAAUCUAUACCAAAGCCAACCUCAACAGUAUUCGGUAAAUCAGCAACCGGGUUCAGCCACGGGCGGCGGCAAAUCGAAUCUCGUUAGACACAGUAGCUCACCUGCCGGGUGGUUCUCCAAAAUAAACAUGGAAAACAGCUAUGGAGCGAUGAGGGGAAUGGGAGAUUAUGGAAGCGCUAAUAGAAGCAACAGAGAAGCAGCAUUCCAUUCAGCAAGCAAGCCACCGGCACCACCACCGCCCUCCGGGCUGAUAUCUCCAAUUGUGGAGAUGGGGAACAAAAAUAUUAGCUCAGAAAAUGCUGGUUUUGGUGAAAAUCAUCCCAGCAAUUACUCCUCAGGGUUUCCAGCUGCUGCUUGGGACAAUUCCAUGAUGAUUUCGGAUAACAUGUCUGGCAUAAAAAGACUCAGGGAAGAUGAUAGAUCACUUUCUGGCCUUGCCUUAGACGGAGCAGAAACUAAGGACGCAGACGACGGCAAUCACGGUCGGCCGCCACUUUUGGCUCAUCACUUGAGUUUACCGAAAAGUUCAUCAGAUAUGUCUGCCAUUGAGAUGUUCUUGCAGUAUCAGGAUUCUGUUCCUUGUAAGAUCCGGGCCAAGAGAGGCUGUGCUACUCACCCUAGAAGCAUUGCUGAGAGGGUCAGAAGAACGAAAAUAAGUGAGCGCAUGAAGAAACUACAAGACCUUGUUCCAAACAUGGAUAAGCAAACAAACACCGCCGAUAUGCUAGAUUUGGCCGUUGAUUAUAUCAGAGACCUCCAGAAACAGAUCAAGUUUCAGACACUCUCGGAUAGUCGUGCAAAUUGCUCGUGUUCCUCGCAACGCCAGCGGCAGCAGCAAUGAUAGCUAAUUAAAGCAAAUUUUGCAGUUGUUGCGACCUAUGAUUAUUAUGUUUUAUGCAUAAUAACCACUAUUUCGCAAAAAAAGCAGAUACGAAAGCAGCUCGCUCUUUUGCACUAAAAAACAGGGGGGAAAUGGAUGUAUGAAAGCAUUUAUUAUGUGGGUUUGAACCGCAGAGAAAGAAGAGAGCCGGAAAAAAAGCUAG